Sinocyclocheilus grahami is the source of this 3925-nucleotide messenger RNA. Its product is annotated as microtubule-associated protein 1S-like. Gene Ontology annotation, biological process: microtubule cytoskeleton organization; axonogenesis; dendrite development. The transcript is spliced from 6 exons. NCBI's taxonomy places the organism in Eukaryota, Metazoa, Chordata, Actinopteri, Cypriniformes, Cyprinidae. Gene Ontology annotation, cellular component: dendrite; microtubule; microtubule associated complex. Bases 7 to 2763 code for a protein of 918 amino acids. Gene Ontology annotation, molecular function: actin binding; microtubule binding. The record is from RefSeq and is a predicted model, not a curated record.
UGCAACAUGGCGGCAGACCACAUCAGCGAGCUGGCGAGCAUGGACAGCUCCAGCAGAAGCGCUCGAGCCGCUUUCUGCAGCGACAGAUACUCUGUGCUGGUCAUUGUUGGACAGACCGGUCCGGCUGGAUUUGUGGAUUUACUCGUGUCAGAGACUGAAAGAGGUAUUCGCUCCUGGAACGUCGACUUGACCGCCUGCAACAUAGAUGAACAGCUAAAGCUGUUUAUUUCAAGACACUCUGCUUUCUUCUCUGAAGACCUCAAAGGCCAGAAGACCCUGCAGCACAAAGGGGAUGUGCUUGAGACCCAGGUGAUAGUGAACCCAUCUCAUGAUUUGGUUUGUUCAGAGGUGAGUGAAGAAGUGCUAUGUGCAUAUUUAAUCAAAUACAUGGCUCAGAACUUCGCAAACAAAACUUCUAAGCCUGAAAAGCAAGUGUCUAAGAAAGAACCUAUUAAAGAUGAGAAAAAGGAAGUUAGGAAGAAAGAGGAAAGGCCAGUGGCAAGUAUGGCAAAGAAAGAUGAGAACGUAGAGAAAAAGAAAGAACCCUUGAAAAAAGAUAUUGGUGCAAAGCCCAAGAAAGAUAUUAAACCCGAGUUGAAAAAAGAGAUUAAGAAAGAGGUCAAACCAGAAGACAAAAAAACUACCAAAACUCUGGUGAAGGAUGUUAAGAAAGCAGCUGGAAAUUUGCCAGGUAAUGCAGAGUCUAGAAAGCCAAUGGGCAAGAAUGGCUCACUAAAGAGAGACUUGACGGUCCCUAAAAAGGAUUAUUUAACCAAAGGGAAGCCAAAGCCAGACAAAAAGGAGCCUGACAAUCUGAAACCCUCAAGUGCAGAGCAGUCAAAGACAUCUACACCUGAGGACAUUACUGCUCAGUUGGAAAAGUUGGGUAUUGCAAAUGAAUAUGGGCCAUUGCAGGAUGUUGAAGGCAACCCUUUGAUCUCAAGAACUGAAUGUGCCUCUGGGAACAAUGACAAGCAGGUGAAUGGCUCUACAACAGGUACUGAUGAAAGUCCAGAGAAGUUUCGCAGUAUGGAUGGGGCCCCUGGCUCGAACAGUGCUAUUGGACUUCCCUCCCCACUUUCAAAGACUUCAAAGAGUGAGAAAAGUGUUAAUUUUGAUAUCACGCCAACAGAGCUUGAUGGAUGCCUCAAAGACGACGUCUGUACAAGCUCAGAUGAAAAAACCCUUGAGUUAGUUUCCCCCACGGACUCUGGGAAGAACAGUUCAGGGCAUUACCCACAAUCUCCUGACAAUUCUUCUCAGGUCUCUGGGGAAGAUUGCAAGGUAGGCCUCAGGAACUCUGGUCUUGGUUUUGACGACAGUCAGCAAGUCUGCAAGAACUCAAUGGCAGGUUGUUCAAGAAGCAAUAUAGAAAACAGCUCCAUAUCAUCGCAAGAUAGACAAUCAAGCUUUCUCUCCUCAACUUCUUUUAAAGAUACUCUACCCGAUGGCUCUCCCAGCAUCACUUCCUUUCCUGCAGAGGUUGGCUCUCCACACUCCACUGAAGUAGAUGAUUCCUUAUCGGUUUCCUUUGAACAAGUGCCUGUUUGUCAUUCACAGGAAGAGAUGGGCAGCUUGGCAUACACUAAUGGACAUUUAGCAGACCGUGACCCCAAAACAGAUAUGUCUUUACCUUUAAAAACAUCUCAUAAUAGUUACCACACAUAUGACGAAUCUGAGAAUCACCUCUUUGGACCACAGAUUGACAUCCUUCCACAUGAUGUUGAUCUAUGUCUGGUUUCACCUUGUGAGUUUAAGCAUCACAAAUCUCCAGAAAACCAACAGGGACUCUCCUCGGAGGUUGCUGCCCCAAGUCCUAACCUCUCUCUGGAGCCCGGUAGACUGCCCUACCAGUGCAGUAGUAGUGAUCAUCAGUCUCUGGAAGGUCAGGAGACGACGCCCUCUGUCAGCGUCUCUCUCAUCUCGGUUUCUGAUUCUGAUGUGCCACCAGCCACCGAAGAGUGUCCCUCCAUUACUGAGGACUUGGACUCUGAUGAGGACCCUAGUGACAUCUUUCCACCCAACCACCCUCAUGACCAUCCUAGCAGCCAUUCGGUACACCACAAUUCACAGCAUGUCACUGAAGACCCUCCACCUGCCCCCAUGAAGGACUUACCACCACUGCCACCCCAGCCCGGUGCCUGCAUGGCUGACCCAGAGGCUGAUGGUCAGGGUAGAUCCUCCAAGAAUGUAACAUCAAAGACCAAAAAAACAGCACCUGUGUCCACAAAGACUGCAUCUGCAAACAUCGUAAUGCAGAGUGGGAAGACAAAGACUGGUGCUCCGGUGUCUGCCAGUGGAACUAUUCGGCCAACGUCCAGUCUGGACACCAGACCUGCAUCCCGCAAUGCUAUCAGCGGAUCUAGACCAGUGCCUUCAAAGUCUUCAUCCAGUUCUGUCGCUGCAAAUUCAAGUUCAGUACCCAUCUGUUUGGACUUGGCAUAUUUGCCCUCUGGCUCAGCAGCUUCCACUGUCGAUGUGGAGUUUUUCCGGCGUCUCCGCUCAUCCUGCUAUAUAAUUAGUGGAGAUGAGCCGCACAAGGAGACAGUCAUGAGAUCUAUUCUCGACUCUCUUUUAGAGGGCAAAGCAUCCUGGCCAGAUGUUCAGGUGACUUUGAUCCCCACGUUUGAUUCGCUGGCUAUGCACCGCUGGUACCAGGAGACCCACGAACGGCAGAGAGAUCUAGCGAUCACGGUACUUGGGAGCAACAGCACCGUAGCCAUGCAGGACGAGACCUUCCCAGCAUGCAAAGUGGAGUUUUAAAGACACCCGAAGAAUCACACCCCUGCCUGUCUCUAGAGCACUUCUGUUCACUUUCAAAAUGUUGUCUCUCAGUUUCUCACGUUUUAUCUUGAGCAGCAGGACGAAGCAAUUCAGUUCCAUUCAUCAGGAUUUACUUAUCUGUAAUGUUAACACUUCUACACAUCUACACUUGCUGCUUAUUGAAAUGUUAGUCUACUCUGUUCACACAGAAUCCUAUGUUGCCAUUUAUUUUCUUUAUGGCUAUUUUUAGCAGUUUUACACUUGUCCAUGUGAUUUUAUUCAUUGCAUCUUGUUGAUUAUCUAGCAUCAAGUUUCAUCUGAACAGUUUACCAUAUCUUAUGGUCCUACAUUACUUAUACAUUUUGCACAGUUUUGAUGCCAUUUGGAAAACUAUGGCAGAAUAGAGUCAGACAUGCAGGUUAACACUUGAUAUUUUUAUAAAUGGCAGAUGUAUUCCAGUGUUUCACUGUACAGAUCCUGCACUCCUUAGUAUAAUUUUUUUUUUUGGUCUGUCAGUGAGACCUUUAGCAAGUUUGUUUUCUUCUAGAGGGAGAAUGAGGGCAAUUAAAAUAUUAUGUUUUGUUUACCAGAACUGCACCGCCUUUGUCAAUACAUGAACAGACACAGCUAUACUGGCUAGAUAAACACUUCUCUAGUACAGUAAUUUGUACCAAAUGCAUUUCCAGAUUAAAACAUUCAGUGGAAAGUGUGGUUUCGCAGUGUAAGCAAGAUAAAAUUUUAGUGCAUCAAAUGACUUGUGUGUGAACACUGUAGCAAAGUUAAGUAUUUUUUGUGAAGCGUAUAUGAAAAUGUAUGUAGUGAAAGCCAAGAAACAUUUUAAUUCUGCAUUUAUUAAGAGUGGAGAAUAUUAUAGUCUUUGCGUUUUUUGUCCCACUUACUUGGCUGCUUUUGGUGGAGACAUAUGUGUACAAAGCUUGAAUGCCUUAAUGCUCUUGCCAUCAUCGACAAACACUAAAGCAGCAUAUCAUUCAUGACACUUAAUUUGAGUUAUGAAUACUUUUUGCUGAUCACCUUGCUUUUCUGAUUUUUAUUGAAUGUCAUUUAGACAAGCUCAACCAAUGUGUACGUUGUCACAGCACUGCUAACCUUUCUGAGAAAUAAAAUGUUUCAUUGUGAUCAGGUGGAGACAUUUCCAUAAAAA